AUGAAUACGAAAAGGCAGAACGAAGAGCCGGAGCUGGAGCCUUCUGCCGGAGAGGAUGACGGCAUCAUUCUCAGUCAGCAACUGUUUUGCACACCGGAUUACUUAACUCCGGAAGAUCAGUUUCCUUUGAAAGGCUUCCAUAGUGACAUCGACAAGGUGGAGGAAGAUGACCCAUGCCCCAAGUCACCCCGGAAGGAGAAACCGUAUGAAACCAAAUUCAAAAGACGCAGAGUGGAGGACGGUGAUACUCUCAGUUUUACCGAUGAUGGUGAACCAGUUGUGAAACUUGGCAGUAACCAUGAGCCAUUUGUGGGAUUUGAGAGUCAUUUUGAUCGAGUAGAAGACUUUCAUAUAUUAAGGACUCAUACGUCGCGUUCUGCUGGAUGCCGGCCUCCUCUUUGCAAUAGAAACUCCUUUUUGAACAGCAAUUCAGAGGACGAAGAGAACAUUUUUAGAAUCCAAACAUUAAAAUGGAAUGACUAUGGAAAUGGUCCACCUUCCAUUAUUGGUAGUAAUGGUUCGUCACGCUAUAUCAAUGACUUUCGUGAGAUUAAGGAAAUUGGUAAAGGAAACUUUAACAAAGUUUUUAAAGUAAUGAACCGAUUAGAUGGCUGCAUGUAUGCUGUGAAACGUACCAUCGAAAGGUUGCGUACGGAACCAGAAAGGCUUAAAGCUUUUAACGAAGUUCAAUCUUUGGCUGCCAUAGGGCGCCAUAAAAAUAUAGUGACAUACUAUUAUUCUUGGAUUGAGGUUGAACAAAUGUAUACUCAGAUGGAGUUUUGUGAUCACAACUUAUCUUAUGAAAACUGUCCAAUAUUGCUUACCGAACGACAUGAACUGCAAGUUUUAUAUCAGGUUUCUAGUGCAUUGCAAUUUAUACAUGAAAAGGGAAUAGCUCAUCUUCAUGUCAAGCCACAAAAUAUUUACGUCAAAGAUGGCAUUUAUAAGCUUGGUGGUUUUCGAUGUGCGACUCUAUUAGACAAUAGCUUGCAUGUUGAAGCGGGUGAUGCACAGUACAUGCCGCCGGAGAUUCUCAAUGAGAAUUAUGAUCACCUAGGGAAGGCAGAUAUCUUCUCCCUAGGAGCUUCCAUGUUUGACAUAAUUCAAAGAUCACGUUUGCCAAAAGCAGAAACUGAGUUCUCUAAACUUAAAGAGGGAAAGGUGCCACACUUGCCUGGAGUUACAAUCCAGUUUCAAAACUUGCUCAAGGUCAUGAUGGACCCUGAUCCUCUUAAGCGUCCUUCUGCCACUGAGAUAUUGGGAAAUUCAAUAUUCAGAGGAUCCCUUAAAAUGACAUAAGUUUGACAGGUUCUGGUAAUUUUUAUUUUGGAGGACUUGACCAUGUAUAAUGUAAUUGGCCAACUUUGUGUCCUAUUUUUUGGAACAUGUAUAUUUUGAAUGUAGUACAUAUUGUA
Molecule: messenger RNA, 1415 nt
Organism: Vigna unguiculata (cowpea)
Lineage: Eukaryota; Viridiplantae; Streptophyta; Magnoliopsida; Fabales; Fabaceae
Product: wee1-like protein kinase
Biological process (GO): protein phosphorylation
Cellular component (GO): cytoplasm; nucleus
Molecular function (GO): ATP binding; protein tyrosine kinase activity
Source: RefSeq, a predicted model, not a curated record